GUACGUAUACAAUACAAUCUGUCGAGAUCAGAGCUAGCCAGGUCAACCGUGCCACAAGAGAACGCCAGGCCAGUCAGUCCGGCCAACAAACAACACGCCUCGCUUCCUCCUCCUCCUAGCAUCCAUCCGAUUCCGAGCUCGCAACAAACCAACGAUUAGCCAUAUACAUCUCCGCCGCAGCUAGCUCGUCGUCGUCACACGCACAGGUGAUAGACACGCUGAUCUCGAGCUCGCAGCGUCCACGAUCCAGGUCAGAACUCCAUUGGAGCCAGCCAGCUCUUCUUUCCAUAGACCUAGGAUGGCCGCCAUAGGCGCCUUCUUCUCGGGACAGGUCAACCGCGUCAAGGACGUGGCCAACCAGCAGCAGGCGCUGACCAGGCGCCAAUCCGCCUCGGGCCAGGACUUCCCGGGGUCGGGGCACCGCCCGGCCGACCGCAAGACGUGGAUGGCGGAGCUGGGGCCGGAGCGGCUGCGCGUGCACCAGGUGGUGUGGCCAGGCACCCACAACUCCGCCACCGCCGAGAUCGGCGUCCCCUUCGUCACCCGCCCCUUCGCGCAGUGCCAGUCGCUCUCCGUCUACCACCAGCUCGCCACGGGCUGCCGCCUCCUCGACGUCCGCGUGCAGAAGGACCGCCGCGUCUGCCACGGCCCGCUCGUCGCGAGCUACACCGUCGACGUCGUCAUCGACGACGUGCGGCGCUUCCUGUCCGAGACCGCCUCAGAGGUGCUCGUCCUCGAGGUGCGCACCGAGUUCGGCCACGAGGACCCGCCGGAGUUCGCCAAGUACCUCGUGGAGCGGCUGGGCGAGCACCUGAUCCCGCAGGACGAGGCAGUGUUCCGCAAGACCAUAGCCGAGCUGCUGCCGCGGCGGGUGAUCUGCGUGUGGAAGCCGCGCAACUCGCCGGCGCCGGCGCGCGGCGGGCCGCUGUGGAGCGGCGGGUACCUGAGGGACAACUGGAUCAACACGGACCUGCCGGAGAAGAAGUUCGACGGCAACCUCGCGUCCCUAGCGCAGCAGCCCGACCCGGCGGCCGCACGGAGGUUCCUCUACCGGGUGGAGAACACGCUGACGCCGCAGACCGACAACCCGGUGCUGCUCGUCGAGCCGGUCACGCGGCGCAUCCACCGCUUCGCGCGCUUCUUCAUCGCCCAGGCCUUCGCCAGGGGCCUCGGCGGCAAGCUGCAGGUCUUCUCCACCGACUUCAUCGACGGCGACUUCGUCGACGCCUGCGCCGGCGUCACCAAGGCCCGCGUCGACGGCGCCGCGUGAGAGUCAAAGGCAUGCAUGGGGUAGGCCGGGGCGGCUACGCAGGGUGUGGUAAAUUUCUAGUGUGUUGGCGUGAUGGCGUCCAUCUGAACGUGAUGCCGUAUUGCCCUUGUAUGUUCUUGUUUGUGUGUACAUAGUGAAGCGAUGAUGAACUAUGUGUCGACUCUUCUUUUGUUUACAAA
This is a messenger RNA of Triticum dicoccoides, 1449 nucleotides long. RefSeq lists its product as uncharacterized. Gene Ontology annotation, biological process: lipid metabolic process. The transcript has a single exon. NCBI's taxonomy places the organism in Eukaryota, Viridiplantae, Streptophyta, Magnoliopsida, Poales, Poaceae. Bases 299 to 1270 code for a protein of 323 amino acids. The record is from RefSeq and is a predicted model, not a curated record. Gene Ontology annotation, molecular function: phosphoric diester hydrolase activity.